AUGGCAGUUGUAGCGGAUAUAUUGAUUGUCGGAUGUGUUGCAUUAUUCUUGCACUGGUGUUUCGAUAUUUACAAGAAAAAUAAGAGGUUAGCACACAUACCUGGACCUCCCCCGAUUCCAUUUUUUGGAGUAAAGUUGCCAAUGAAUAGUUUCGCAAUAAAUACAUUCUUCGAUAAUCUAAUAGCAAAAUAUGGAAAAACAGUCAAGUAUUACUUAGGGACGCAACUCGUGGUUGCAACCUGUGAUGCAGAUUUGAUUCAAGCGAUUUUGCAAAAUCCAAAACACAUACGAAAGUCAAACGUGUAUGACCUUUACAGAUUGUUUUUAAGGGAUGGACUGGUACUGAGUUAUGGAGAAAAGUGGAGAGCAAGAAGAACACUCACUAAUCCGACAUUUCACGUUUCCAUAUUAAAAGAGUUUUAUACUGUUUUCAAAGAAGCAUCAGAUGUACUUGUAGGAAAACUUCAAGAAGAAGCUGAUAAAGAAAAUGUAAUAAAUGCUAUGGACUUUGCGUCGAAAUUGUCUUUAGAUAUUGUUCUAGAGACAUCGUUUGGUGUAAAAUUGAACAUCCAACAAGGAAGUAACCACUCUUACAUUAAAGCCACAAAUUACUUGGCCAAUUUAAUGUUUAUAAAAAAUUUCAGUCUAUGGAAACGCUUUGAUUUACCAUUUAAAUUUUUUGCCAAAGAAUAUAAGGAACAAGAGGAAGCUUUAGAAAUUUUAGAUUCCAUGGCGAUUGAGAUAAUUAAGAAAAAAAGAAAGAAAAAUGAGAAUUCCGACGAUGGUAGUGAACGUAUCAGAAAUAAGAGGUCUAUUUUGAUUGAUGCACUAAUCGAACAUCCUGAGUUAUCGGAUGAUGAUAUUUAUGAAGAAAUUAGUAAUUUUCUUUUUGCUGGUUAUGACACAACUUCUACAACAAUAUCAUUUUUACUGCUUGAGUUAGCUGCACACCCAGAUAUACAAGAAAAAUUAUAUCAAGAAAUCCUGUAUCAUACUCAAGGAGAUAAAAAGAAUCUCAGUGUUGAAACACUGCAAAAAAUGACUUAUUUGGAUCAAGUUUUUAAAGAAAUUUUGAGGCUCAUAUCCACGGUUUCGAUAAUAGAAAGAAAAAUUGCAGAAGAUGUUAAAUUCGGUGAUACGGUUUAUCCAAGUGGAACAACCUUUUCCUUAUUACUUUAUUGGUUACAGAAUCAUCCUUCGUACUAUACUGAUCCAGAAAAAUUCGAUCCUGAUCGAUUUACUCCCGAAAAUCAGGCAAAACGGCAUCCAUUUGCGUUUGUUCCUUUUAGUGCAGGCCCAAGAAACUGUAUAGGUCAAAAAUACGCUACAUUACAAAUUAAAACAGUGAUAGCUAGGAUUAUAUAUGAAUUUAAAUUACUUCCUGUAGAAGGUUUUAAAAUGGUAUUAGGAAUCGCUGGUGUCACCGUGUCUAAACAUGGUUAUCCAAUAAGAAUACAGAAACGAAAAUGA
Molecule: messenger RNA, 1470 nt
Organism: Psylliodes chrysocephalus
Lineage: Eukaryota; Metazoa; Arthropoda; Insecta; Coleoptera; Chrysomelidae
Source: the annotation of a GenBank genome assembly